AUGGAAACUUGUCUCAAAACAAUAAAUUCCACUGAUGAUAUUACUGGAUCAAAUGCUUGUGAUGCUGAAUUUAGAAAAUUUUCGGCUCCAUGGAUCAUUGGCUAUGUAUUGGGUGCUAUUGUAUCGAUUUAUUUUGCUUUUGUUGUUAGUGCUUAUGCUACUCAAUGUAAAAAUAAUGAGAGAAUUGUCCCUCUACAAACUGAUACCGGAAAAAAUAAUUCUAAAUAA
This is a messenger RNA of Cetraspora pellucida, 228 nucleotides long. The record is from the annotation of a GenBank genome assembly. NCBI's taxonomy places the organism in Eukaryota, Fungi, Glomeromycota, Glomeromycetes, Diversisporales, Gigasporaceae.